UCUAUAUCGUUGUCCAUUAGAGUGACACCACUGUUGGGUUAUUUACCGCAAGAACUGAUGGGCACCUCGUGUUACGACUACUGCCAUCCCGACGACGUGUUGACACUCGCUGAGAGCCAUCGCACGGCGUUGCAUCAAACGGAUCGCACAAAGAACUCAUUGCCGUAUCGGUUCCGGACCAAACUCGGCACUUACCUCUAUCUGACCACUCUAUGGAAGAUAUUCAAGAAUCCGUGGACUCGCGAGUUCGAGUACAUGGUAGCCGUCAACGAGAACGUGGCCACACCUGACCCGCCGGCCAAUCAUCACCACCACAACCAUCGCAGUCAUCACCACAACCGCUGUCCACCGGCGCCCCAACAGUCAAUGCCCGCCACCGUUGCGCGCCAUAAGACCGGUGGCGGUGGCCAUCAUCUGGAUGUGUCCGACAACAGCGCCAGACAUCACAAUCAUCACAAACGUCACACACACUCGUCGUCUCAAUCGUCAGAUGAGGGACUCAUCACAUCCCAGUCCUCGCCGUCUACUAUUAACUCUAUGUCUUCGUCGGCCACUACCGGAACCGGUGGUCAGUCGUCGUCGGAUAUCCCGCGGACGAGCCCUCUGUCCGCCAACUCGUCGAUUGUGAAGAGAUUUAUCGCCAAUCGUAUCAAACACUCAAAGAUCGGCCAACAGAUCGCCGAAGAGGUGUUGGAGGCCCAGCGCAGGGCCGACGAGUUUAGCUCCUCGUCCUCCCAGUCCUCGUCCAAUAGCCCGCCCUCUAGUCUCGACACCGGGAGUAGCGGUGGGGGCGGCGGUGUUGUCCGCAAUAACGGAUCCAUUAGCUCUUCGUCGGCCAUCGGUUCUCUUACGGGCAGUUCUCAGUCGGUAUCGUCGGCCACAGCCAUGACAUCCGUGUCGGCCAAACAGUUAUCAUCGGUCGACGGCGACGACAAUGGCUACGACCUGACCCGCGGUUGCGAUCCGAGCUUCAAAACAAUGAGCGGCGCUUCCGGUCAGAGCCCCUCCGAGAGUGGCGUUUGUUUUGACACCCUUUCCCUGCCAUCCGUCCAAAGUAUGUCCAACAGUUCGCUAACAGAUAUCUCACAGUUAGAGCCCAUCACCGACUUUGGCGGCACCGGUGGUGCCAGUAAUGGCCGAUAUUUAACUUUAGUUGAUAGACAUGUCGGUGACUGUAAUAAUCAUGAUGGUAACAAUAAUGGCGGUAAUGUUUUUUCUAUGGAUAUGACUAGCAAUGCGAGAAUGCAUUAUAAUAGGGUUGCCACCAAUAAUGGUCAUUCAGACAUCGAUGGUUUAGUUGAUAAUCGUAUACAACAACAACAGCCACAGCAACACAAUGUGGCCAACGAUGAGAUCAAUGACGCGGCUAUGAAUCUAAUCAUGUCUAUUUUGGAGUCGGAGUCCGGAGAACUAGGUGGACAGGUUGAUUUGACCAGUAUGCCAUGGCCUAUGUAUUAAUAUGGUUAGUAACAUGGC
This is a messenger RNA of Medioppia subpectinata, 1476 nucleotides long. Lineage: Eukaryota; Metazoa; Arthropoda; Arachnida; Sarcoptiformes; Oppiidae. The record is from the annotation of a GenBank genome assembly.